GGAGAGGAUGGUAGAGAAAAGGGAGGGGGCAUAGCCUAGAGUCAGCAUUACAACAUCCCUGUAGCUGCGUCAACAUCAUUAUUAUUUAGAAUGACUGCAUCUUGGGAAAGCUGCUUAAUGUAAUUGCGCGAUAAAGGAUAAUAGGGAUAAGAAGCAAGAUACACGAACAAUGGUGUACCUGAUGUGUGCGACUGAAUACGAGCCCGUAAAAAACGUCUAACGGGAGACGGUGUCACACAGGGAGGAGGGAAUGGUUGAAGGAGGAAGGGGAGGUAGAAAGAAGGCAACACAGGAACACCAUACAAACAGUGAAUAUAAAAAUUAGAAGACAGUGGGCAGCAAGAGAAGUGCUCCGGGUUACGAAGACAUAAAUGAAAACCAGAAACAAUCGAAAAAGCACAUUGGAAAUAAAGUAAAUUAAUAAAUAAAACGACGCGACCGUCAUCCGCAGGGAAUUUCCUUGCACCACCUGAACGUAACCGGGUCGGAGACUGGCACAGAGAGGGAGCAGGAGGCACGAGGACGGAGAGAAAGGACGGGAGUUUACCUAACUGUCGGUUUUGUGUCAAUGCGAGAUUUCUGUCUGGGAGGACUAGAAUCGAGAGUGCGGAGUGACAGUGCAGCAGCGGCCGCUUUGAAGAUUCGCACAUGUCGGCACGUUUGAAACCGCCAUCCCCACCCUGUGUGGACCGCUACUCUUGCUGAAACAGCAGAGCGGACGGAAUUUUAUAAUAAAAAUAAAUUAAAACGAAGAAGAGUGGAAAGCUACAAAGAAGAACUCGAGCAGACGAUGCUGGUGAAUUAGUUUAUUCAUAUUUUUGAUGGAAGAAACAAUUUACUAGAUUUUUAUGGGAUUACAUUGACUUUGCAACAUGAAAUAGCGGUAGGCCAGUUGACAUUUGCUACACGUCCAUUUAAUCUAUGCGAGGAACCGUUUAUUUAUAUCCUAUAUAUUUAAAUAAAUAGGCUACCAAAUUUAGGCCGGUGACUGACUGAUGACGCCAAUACGACAAAGCCUAUAGCCUAAUAGUAAUAAUACAUGUGUACCAUUAUCUCAGUAAGGAGAUUUAGAUAGCCUAUAUAUAAACUUAUGUCUCUGUCUGUGGGAUGUUUCUAUUUUAAAAUGCGCCCCGUUUUUUGGGUUUAUUUAAACGCACACAAAGGUUUAAACGUAUUUGAUAUCAUCUCCAUCUCUAUUUAAUUUUUAACCUACACAUCUACCGACUUCCCUCCGUUGAUUUCUUCCAUCUCGAUUCCAAUCCCCAUAUUCAUAUUAAGCUCUCUUGGAUUAUCCACUCGGACCAAAAGUGAGUUGAUUAGCUAAAUAAAAACCGAACCGACAGCCAGCCUGCAUCCACCCUUCACGGAACACCCCUCUGCUAAACAACACCACCGUAGCGAUGGAGACCACGAAACUGCCUCCAUCCAGCCCCUCGUCCCCGACCACCGGCUUCUCGGUGCCGAGUGCGGAGAAAGUGGACGGUUUCCCGCGACGGUCGAUGCGCCGUGCCCGGCAGCGUCGUUCUCACAGCUCCUCUCAGUUCCGUUAUCAGAGCUCACAAGUCGAGCUGACGCCACUGCCGUUGCUCAAAGACACCCCCGUGGCGGAGCUACACGACCUCUUCUGUAAGAAGCUGCAGCAGUGCUGCGUGCUCUUCGACUUCCUGGACUGCGUUGCUGACCUGAAGGGCAAGGAGAUCAAGAGAGCGGCCCUCAAUGAGCUGGUGGAGAGCGUGGCCACCAGCAGGGGCAUCCUCAUCGAGCCCCUGUACCCUGAGGCCAUCAAGAUGAUCUCAGUGAACAUCUUCCGCACGCUCCCGCCCAGUGAGAACCCGGAGUUCGACCCAGAGGAGGAUGAACCCACACUGGAGGCCUCCUGGCCACACCUCCAGCUGGUCUAUGAGUUCUUCCUGCGCUUCCUGGAGAGCCCAGACUUCCAGCCUUCAAUGGCCAAGCGUUACGUGGACCAGAAAUUUGUUUUACAGCUGCUGGAGCUGUUUGAUAGCGAGGACCCGCGAGAGAGGGAGUACCUGAAGACCAUCCUGCACCGCGUCUACGGGAAGCUGCUGGGACUGCGUGCUUACAUCCGCAAACAGAUCAACAACAUCUUCCUCAGGUUCAUCUAUGAGACUGAGCAUUUCAAUGGAGUGGCUGAGCUGCUGGAGAUAUUGGGCAGCAUCAUCAAUGGAUUUGCUCUGCCUCUGAAAUCUGAGCACAAGCAGUUCCUGGUACGAGUGCUGAUCCCCCUCCACACUGCCAAGUCUCUCUCCAUCUUCCACGCACAGCUGGCGUACUGCGUGGUACAGUUUAUGGAGAAGGAUGCAACCGUCACGGAAUAUAUCAUACGAGGUUUGUUGAAGUACUGGCCCAAGACCUGCACCCAGAAAGAGGUGAUGUUCCUCGGGGAGAUAGAGGAGAUCCUGGAUGUGAUUGAACCCUCGCAGUUCAUCCGGAUCCAAGAACCGCUCUUCAAACAAAUCGCCGCUUGCAUCUCCAGCCCUCACUUCCAGGUUGCAGAGCGGGCUCUGUAUUUCUGGAAUAAUGAAUACAUUUUAAGUCUGAUUGAGGAGAACUGCCAGGUCAUCCUGCCUCUGGUGUUUGCCACCCUCUACAGAGUCUCCAAAGAGCACUGGAACCAGACGAUUGUGUCUCUCAUCUACAACGUACUGAAGACCUUCAUGGAGAUGAACAGCAAGCUCUUUGAUGAUCUCACUGCCUCCUAUAAGGUGGAGAAACAGAAGGAGCUGAAGAAGGAGAGGGAGAGGGCGGAGCUCUGGCGGGGGCUGGAUGAGCACCAGGAGAGGAGGCUGCAGAGUCUGCAGGAGGCCAGCCGUAAUCAGAGGAACCUGCAGGAGCGACCGAGUCCAACUCAGCCCGACCCAGAACUCAGCAGCGCCGCCACCACCUAGAACAACCCAGACUGCGACACGGAAACUCCCCCUCAAACACUCCCGCAUCACAGAGCUCAGAUACAGGCCCUGAGCCAGCCACAGCACAAUACACACGCACGCAGUAUGCAGACACACACAGCCAUGUGCGCAAGACUCUCACACACAUACACGCACGCACGCACGCGCACACACACACACCUACAUGCACGCACAUGCUCACACACACCCAUGCAAAGACACGCGCGCACACACACACCGACACCCACCUGCACACCCACCCACACUCGCAGACACACACGCACCCACAGACACACAGACACACACACACAUCACAUACAAUACAUGUGCACAAAUACGUGCAUGCACAAAAUACGUUAAUACUCACAUACACAUAUUUACACAUAUGCAUACACAAACUCACACUCACAUACAAAGUGUGCUCUUCACACAUACUCUUGCAAUCUGCACCGCAUUCUGUACAGAAAUGUGCAUGUUAUUUUUGGAUAUUCACACACAGAUACAAACACCCACACACACAUGAAGACUCAUACACCUAGACACACACAGCACCAGUGGUACACUUCAGAACGUGUAUCAGUUCUCCUGGGUUCAGCCCAAACCUCAAACCAGAUCAUACAAGUGGAGUUUUACUGUCCCAAAAAAGUGAGAGGAAUGAUGAUGUAAUAGAAAUGAUUUAAAAGAAUGGUAAUACUGUUCCUACUUCUACUACUUAUUCUACUACUACUAAUGUUUUAUAUAUAUACAUAUAUAUGUAUGACUCUAGUGUCGGUGGGGGUAACUUAGUGUAGUACUACAUUAUGUCUGCAGACAAGCUGCUAGGCUAAAAUGUUCUAAUGAGGAUGAAUUAUUCUAGUCUAUUCAUAUUCUCAGAAGAUAAGAGAGAAAAAGUUGUUAUUUUAGCAAUACCUUUAGUUUUGAAAAGUGUGUAAAUGGUUUGGGGGAGGGACUAAUUGGCCCCUCCCAGCCCUUUACUUAAGUACUCAAUUCUGUCCGUCAGUACCUUCUGUCUGUUCAUUUAAAGGUUGAAUUUGUUAAGAUUUUUCGAUUUUUAUUUUUGUAUUUUUGUUUUUGCCAAUUUAUUGUGUUUGGGUUCAUUUUGUGUGGAUUUGUGACCUUGGUGGAUAAAGAGGAUUAGGAAGAUACAGGAUGAAUCUGACUAGUGGAUGUGUGUGCUUGUGUGUGUUUGUGUGGGUUGUAUGUAUGUGUGUAUGCAUGUGUAUGUGUGUGUGUGUACUGUGUGCGUGUGCGUGUGCGUGUGCGCGUGCGUGUGCGUGUGUUUGUAUGUGUGCAUGUGUGCAUGUGUGUGUAUUGGAGGUGCCAGUGAUAGAGAAACAGUGGAAUUGUGGAAGAGAGGGGGGGUUAGAAUUAUGCUAAACCCCUCCUUUACUUUCAAAGAACAGGGUUCAAAUUAGAAUGUAACACUUUGAUUGUGCUUUUAGCUUUUUGAAAUUGUAGCUACUGGUAGCCGGUUUUCAAUACCAAACCUACACUUUUCAACACCUUUGACCUGUUUUUCUGUAUUCCUCCCAUAAUGUGUAUUCACUUCCUGACCUAUGUUUCGACCAACAAUUCUGUCUAUCAGUGUAGUGUGAAUAUCUAUUCAAGGAAGAUCAGAGUUACCGUUUAUAGCCAUUACAGCAAACCCAUGGGUCUGGUUCAAAAGAGAUGGCAAUAAUCAAAUAUUUUGACAUAUUUAGACAAAAGAUGGAAGCUAAUGUAGCAUCUCAAAACUGAAAUUUGUCCUCUUGCCUGGUGUUCAUGUUUAAGCGUUUAAGUGAAGUCUGGGGACAAACAGCCCUGGAACAUGAAUGUAUGAAUUUGUGAGAAUGAGACUUGAAGCAGGAAAGCAUCUACUUUUAGAAUGGAAAAUCAAUGAAAAAGGAACAGGACAUUUAA
Molecule: messenger RNA, 4808 nt
Organism: Anguilla rostrata (American eel)
Lineage: Eukaryota; Metazoa; Chordata; Actinopteri; Anguilliformes; Anguillidae
Gene: ppp2r5b
Product: protein phosphatase 2, regulatory subunit B', beta
Exons: 13
Coding region: 1401-2909 (502 amino acids)
Biological process (GO): protein dephosphorylation; signal transduction
Cellular component (GO): nucleus; protein phosphatase type 2A complex; cytosol
Molecular function (GO): protein phosphatase activator activity
Source: RefSeq, a predicted model, not a curated record